GGAUUUAAGUGGUUCCAAGUAGUAACAGACAGACCAAAGUGAAUUACCAAGCAGAAUAAAACAAAACAUGCAAAUCUAAGCCUAAUACAGUAAUACAACUGAGUACAGAUAAAAUCUCACGCUGAAAGAUGUUUCAAUAAGUCUUUCACAGACUGGACGCCUUCCUAGACUGGGCACAAUCCUUUCCCCUGGUACUGCCCUUGUUCCAGCUCAGGUGGUAGCUAGGGGAUUCCUCAUGAUGGCUCUCCCUUUUCUCUGUUCCAUCCACUUAUAUAUUUUUUGCAUAAGGCGGGAAUCCUUUGUCCCUCUGGGUGCCCCCCCUUCUCAAUGGAAAAGCACCAGGUCAAAGAUGGAUCCCAGUUCAGGUGACAUGAUCACAUGUCACUGUCAGACUUCAUUGCCCACUUGCCAGCACACGUGUAUACAGGAAGACUCACAGGUAAAACAGAGCCACCUGCAGUCAAUUGUCCUGGUUAAUGGGAGUCAUCAAGAUUCCAAACCACUAUUAAUUGCCCACACUUUGCAUCAUUACAAUAGGCCCUCAGAGUUAUAUUUCAUAUUUCUAGUUUCAGAUACAAGAGUGGAACAUUUAUACAAAUAGGAUGAUCACACUCAGUAGAUUAGAAGCUUUGUAAUGAUGCCUUACAAAGAGACCUUUUGCAUAAAGCAUAUUCCAGUUACAUUAGCAUAUUUUCAUAAAAGCAUAGAAAGUGCAACGUCACACACUCCACCUCCAGAAUCAGCAAUAGCAGAGGCUGGUUAUGGCAGCAGACUCCUUUAACUUAUUCCAGCACUGAAGCAAAGGCAAAGGCUGGCUUUUUAUGCCUUUGCAGCUGUGCCUGUUUUAACCGAUCGGGGGGGGGGUUCCCUUGUUGCUUGGAUGAGACCCUCCCUGCUCCUGUCGUCGUGCACUGACUCCAUCUGUAAAAGAUGCCGUCUCCCGAAAUAAUCCCUGCUCCUGAGGCAAGAAAGGAACAGCAUUGCAGGAGGACUUGACCAAAACAAGGUGCUCAUCUCCAUGCACUUCUCCCUCUGGGCAGAGGAUGAGAGAACAAACGUGUGACAGGUGCGUGGCUGUGUUACUGAAAGCACUACUGGAAGGCACUCGUGUGACAGUGUAAAAACUUAGAAUAGACUAGAACUCUGAGUGGAUGGAAUUUCCUGUUUCCUCGUUCACUGUGUGGCUCCGGAGGCAGGUUGUGCAUAGCUGGCUCUGUACGUAUACCCUAACUUUGACUUAUCCCUCUGAACUCCCAGCAGUAAUUUUGUGAUUUUUUCCCCCCCCCCCAUAUGGUUGGUGGUGUCUGCCUAGCCCUGCUGCAUCUGUCUGGGACGCUGUCUGCUUCCGAACGAUACACUUGGAUAGUGUGCUGAUAAGAGACGUCUAAGGAAAAACUUUGCACCACAGGAAGUGGUGUUGGUGAUUCCGUAGACGAUGCUCUUCCUUCUGAGUCCGUACUUGUCUCUGUCCCAGUCAUGAUGCUGAGAGAACCAUCUGUCAUUGUGAAAUGGUAGCACUCUUCUUUUAAAAGACCAAACUGUUGAUCAUUGGGUCCUAGCCAAAUCUGUAUUUGGUAUUUACAUUUUGCUUACCAAAAAAGUCUCUCUUGUAGCUUCAAUUGGACAGGGUACUCUUCUCUUUCUGCCCUAAAGGGAGGUGUUGUAGUUUGCUGUUAAAUGGUGGAUAUGUUCUGCUCCAGAGGUGGAUGCAUUUCAGUAGUGAGUGAGAUCAUCAUGGUGCAGAUGAUAUAUACAAGGCCUGGUUUUCAAUUGUAGGCCUCUAAUUUAAGGCAUCCAGUUCCUCAUUUUGGGUGUUCAUAUUGGUACUUUAGCUGUGAAAAUGCUGAUGUGAGCACCAGAUGUGAAACGGGAUGUGCUAACUAAGAUACCGAUGUUCUAGAACCUGAUUCCCACUGCCCCACCACCCUGUAAAGCCCUGUGGGAUCCUUGGAAAUCAUAGCCAUUACUCAGUGGUCUUAAGACAUGGAACAUGUUAGGGCUAGCAUCUGAAGUGACGUGAUCAUAGAGGCAGAAAUAAGGUUGCACUAACCAUAGUUUUGCAUGCUUUCUAGACCUGGUGGAAUGUUGUGACAGCAGCUGUUUAAAAUGUUACAUACCAUCAAUUGUCCUUGGUUUUUCUUGUGGAUUCCCUUGGCCAUGGGUAGUUCUGCAGUGGUGUGUGUGUUUGUAUUUGGAAUUCCUUAUCUGAACUGUCAUUAACCUUCUCUUUGAUUUGCCUUUGCAGUUUGCUGGUAGGUGGAAUGGGACAGUCAUGAAUGGUGAUGCCCUUUGCCAAGAGUCUUCCUCCCAGCUUCCCGACUGGAGGGAAUUCUGUGAGCUCCACGCCCAGGCUGCCGCGGUGGACUUUGCUCAGAAGUUCUGCCAGUUCCUGAAGGAGAACCCCCAUUACGAUACCCCGGGGGCUGAAACCUCCUUCUCCCAUCACUUUGCUGCCAAUUUCUUGGACAUCUUCAGCUUGGAGGUCAGUAGGGUGUUUGUGUCCGACUCCCCAACCAAGUACAACAUAGUGCCCUUUGUGGGGCUACAGAACUGCCACAUGCCUUACGGCCGAGACAUCCUCCAGAGGAAAGAGGAGACCUCCACAGAAUCCCUGGACAGCAUGGACAACCCCGUGAACUCCAGCCGAUAUCUGAGCCAGUCCCAGCAGGCUCAGGCCCAUAAAGUUUCUUCCUACGGUCACUCUCGGAGUUCAGAGGACGUCUCUGUCCAUGCUACUUCCAAGCCGAAAUUCAAGAAAGGCUUCUCCUUGAGGAAUAUGAGCCUGUGCGUGGUGGAUGGCAUGAAGGAGAUGUGGCACAGGAAGUCCUCUCCGGAGCCAGGCGUGGAGGCCACGCAGGGUGGCCGGAGGUCAGAGAGAGAGCACUGUCCCUCUGUGAACAAGGAACACAAUGACAUGAGGGAGAGAUGGACUCACAAGCUACGGCUGUCAAAAGUCCAGUCUUCCAAGGUGGAACUGGUGGAUAUUCAGAGGGAGGGCACCCUCCGCUACAUGGUGGCGGACGACACGAACUGCGUGGGUAGCUCUCAGUGGCAGAAAUGUCGGCUGAUGCUCAGGAAGGCUGUGAAGAUGGAGGGAGAGAGGUUCCUGCUGGAGUUUUAUGUGCCUCCAAAGGCUUCCAAACCUAAGGUCAGCAUCCCGCUCUCCGCCAUCAUUGAGGUCCGGACGACCAUGCCUUUGGAGAUGCCGGACAAAGACAACACCUUUGUGCUGAAGGUGGAGAAUGGCGCUGAGUAUAUCCUGGAAACCAUUGACUCCCUCCAGAAACACUCCUGGGUGGCGGAUAUCCAGGACUGCAUAGACCCUGGGGACAGCGGAGAUGAUAUUGAACUUUCCUCCUGUGUGCAGGGAGCCUGCUUGCCAGGCAGGGUACCCUCCUGCAGCUGUGAAUUUCUGGCCGAUGGUGUGCAGAGGACUCCAGACAGAUGUUCUGUGCUCGCCACCCACCCCACCACCCCAACCGCUGCCACUGUCAUAUCAGCCCCGCAUGGCAGGGCCAGGGACUCCUCGGGGGAACACCUGGCCCACAUACCACUGGAAAACUUCCUGCAGACCCUGGAGUCGCCAGCCACCAGCAGUCAUUUAGCAGGGGACGAAAGCGAGACAGAAGCGGAGAUCAACCUCUCAGAUUUCCCCUGGUUCCACGGGACGCUGUCACGGAUCAAAGCCGCCCAGCUGGUGCUCUUUGGUGGGACCAGGAGUCACGGUCUGUUUGUCAUUCGGCAGAGUGAAACUCGACCAGGCGAAUAUGUGCUGACUUUUAACUUCCAGGGGAAAGCAAAGCACCUGCGGCUGUCCCUGAACGAGACCGGCCAGUGCCACGUGCAGCACCUCUGGUUCCAGACCAUCUUCGACAUGUUGCGGCACUUCCACACCCACCCCAUCCCCCUGGAGUCCGGCGGCUCAGCUGACAUCACUCUCCGCAGCUAUGUCGUGGCGCAGGGCCCCUUCUCUGAUGCCAGCCCUGCUCCAGCUGUUGCCUCCCAACAGCCCAGCUGCAGGAGCGACCUCCCGUCCCAACACUACUUCUCCAGCUUUGUGCCAGGCCCUUUCCAGCCCGCGUCGCCCGUGGAGGGGGCUGUCGCCUCUUCCUCCUCCACCGGCCACCCUCUGUACCACCGAAUGGAGGGGACCCUCAGCGCCCGGAGCCGCAGCAACAGCACUGAGCGCCUGCUGGAGUCGCCCAGCGUUAGCGCGGACGACUACCAUGAGAGUGACGGCUCGCGCAACAGGACCAGGGCGGUUGAGAACCAGUAUUCUUUCUACUGAGGGGUCACAGAGUGGAGGCCAGCCCUCUGUGUGGGGUGUCCUGGCCUACCGAUGCAGCUGUGGUUCAUGAGGAUUGCCGAUGAGCCUGGCUCCAAUCUCCGACCCUCCCUCCCCCAGUGGAUGUUUACAUAUCGCCAUGGCCCAAAGCUUUGGGCUGUCCCCACUCUCUUGUCAACUCUCUGGCGUGCCCCUCACCUCUGUGUCCGAUUCACUGGUGCCAACUCCAUCCAUUACCAGCAAUGGACCUGGGCUGUCCUGUCUCCCCCUGGCAGCUCAGAGAAUGGUUUGAACGAUGAGCGACUCGCCAGCCUGGCAACCACGUUGGGGUUGUCCCAACCAAACACAUUCACGGCUCCCUAGAUCUGGCUCGUGCUCUGAGCUCAGAAGGCCAAAGACACCAGUGCCAUUAAGGGACCUGUUCUAGGGUCAGCAGUGCCCGCUCUCUGCCCUUGUCAGCUUGUGGUCAGUUCCCUUAACUCCUACGAAGACUCGCCUGCUUGUCUCUCCAUUGUCUGCUAUCGGAUCGGGACUUUUCACUUCCCGUUUGGGUCUAGUAACAUGUAGUGGUUCUCCUGGAAUAGGAAUUCAUGGCUUUGAUUUAUAUCGUUCUUCCCUUAGCUGUGCACAAUGAAAGCAUCUCCUGGCGUUUCCUUGAUGGAAAGGACUAGACGUUGCCAGUGUUGGAACAUAGUCAAGGUCACCUCAAACGGUUACUUCCCUUCAGGGAUAAUUACCUUGAGUUCUGCAAACAAGACACUGCAGGCUGGUAACGUUUUGAGGUGACCUUGUACAUGACAAAUCUCGCCAAGGUAGUUUUGUUGCUAGCACAGAGAAGGUGCCCACACACACACCAGUCAGGGAUGGAAAAGACCCAUCCAACUAUCUGGUCCCUUUCCAUUGCUAUUAUAAGAUUGUUCACUGCAGGAAAUGUAGGGGGGUUUGUCCACUUGAGUUCCAAACCCGGGGGGAGAUUAUCCCACAGCCUAAUGCAUCUGACUGUCAGAAAGUUUUUCCUGAUAGCCAGCCUAUAUUUUCCUUUUCUUCACUUUAUCCACCCUAAUAAUUCCUUUUCCUUGUUGGUUUUUUAAAUCCUACAGCUGCUUGAGGGGUGGAAUAAAAUCCCCCUGCCGCCGUCACCUCUUAUCCAGCCUGUAUCUUUGAAGUUCUGUUAGUAUUUCCUUCUAAAGCCAUCUCCUCAGGCCCUGAUCAUUUGUGUUUAUGUUCUCUGAACUUCCCCCCGUUUGUCAAUGGCUUCUUGGUAACAUAUGCACAUGUGUCUCUUAUGCAUAUUCUCUCUCUCACUCACUCAAUCUUUUACGUGCAUGCUCUUUCUCUCUGACACACACAUACACCAAUGUGAAAGUUCCUGGUUGAAUCCCAAUCAUGGCUAACCCCUGUAUGUUCCAUUGUCGUUGCUAAGAGGAACACAAUUGCAAAUGCACCUUUUGGCUAACAUGGCAAAUUCAAUCAGUUCCAUCCCCUAGAGACAGAGCUUUUAAAAUAUGACAUUGGCCCAGAUUUUCCAAGUGGUCACACAUUUUGGCGGGGGUGCUCCAGUGUUUGGGUCCCCAGCUAGAGAUGCCCAGGGAACCUCAUUUUCAGGAGGGCCAGGCCCCCUCUACUCUGUUAGAAGUUAGUGAAAAUUUGGUUGGGCUCCCCAAAAUUAAGGCACUGAAAAUCAGGGGCUACUUUUGAAACUAUUGCCCAUUAAACUUAACUGCCUAAGAAGAGCGAGCUGGAGAAAAGAGGGCUGUUUCUUGCUGUAUACAUAGAUAAAAUAACUGAAGUGUUUGGUUGGUAUGCUUUUGGUUUUAAUUUAAAAUAAAAAAUAUGUAUUCAUGGCUGGAUGAAACUCCCCCUGGGCAGAGAGCCAGCACUUAAAGCCAGGUCUACACACCAAUUUAAUGCUGAUAUAAUUAUGUCAGUUGGUGGGCUGGGGCCUGGUGUGUGUAUUUUUAUUUAAACUGAAAUUGUUACACCAGUACACCUCUAGUGUGCAUGUGUGGCAAACUGGAUUGAGCACUGGACGGGGACUUAGCAGACCUGGGUUCUGUUCCUAGUUCUACUAUUAGCCUGCUGGGUGACCUUGGGCAAGUCACGUCCUGUCUCUGUGCCUCAGUUUCCCCAUCUGUAAAAUUGGCAUAAUGAGACUGACCUCUCCUUUGUAAAGUGCUUUGAGAUCUACUGAUGAAAAGCCUCAUAUAAGAGCUAGGUAUUAUGAAAGCUGCCUUUUAACACUAUAUAUUAUUCCAUAUGGGAACAAGUUAUAUGGUGUAAGCACCUAUCUACCAGUCUAACAGAGUCCACACUAGGGAGGGUUUGCGCUGCAGGUGUUGUUAAAGCAGCACAACUUGUGUGUGUAGACAAGGCCUUGAGUCCCACUCAAGGGUUCCUUUGGCAUUUUUUGGUGCCUUCUUUCCUGAGCCAGCAAAAUGUGUCCUCAUCUCUCCCCCCUCCCCUUUCCUGUGGCCAGCUCUUCCCCUCCCCUGCCCCCCACUUGCAAAGGCAAAGAAUGGGUCUUCUGGGCCAGCCUGCACCACCUGCUUAAGUGUUGUGCCCCUGAAGCAGGAUGGGGGGAGUGGAGCCUUCGGCUGCCCAUCCCCCUCUGCUUACAGCCACUUCUGCUUUCAAAGGCUCUGGAAGGGACAGCGGGAGGGGUUUGAUUUAGUUUGGGGUUUUUAUUUGCCUGCUGCAGCAGCCCAGCCUAGGGGGGUCACAUACAGAGGAGCCCGUGCGAUAUGCAAACAGGUGCCAUCCUGUGCUGCAGAGAAAGGCAGGUAGCGAGUUUGAAAUAGACCUGCUGUGUUUGCGCCCCCAAGGAACUGACGGGGCGCGUCCAGCUAUUGAAUGGUUGCUGCCAUUCUCCUCCUCCAGACAGACUCAGCGAGCUGGCCGGACAGAGGCAAAGCAUUGCCUCGGAGACCUUCGCCAGUUGGCGGCUUUUUCCCAUUCCGCCUUGGGGGUGGGGUAAGCGGGAAAGGGGGUAGCAAAUGAUCUACAAGCAAAUAUGUUGAUUUGUAAAUAGGGGGAAGUAGGGAAAAGUGUAAUGUUCUGUAGAAUAACUAAAUUUAUUUAAGCAACUUGUAAAACAAAUGGAAAAAUUGAGUUCCAGUUUUGAAAUAAAACCACUUGAACCAAGA
Molecule: messenger RNA, 7428 nt
Organism: Malaclemys terrapin pileata
Lineage: Eukaryota; Metazoa; Chordata; Testudines; Emydidae
Gene: SH2B2
Product: SH2B adaptor protein 2
Exons: 8
Coding region: 2273-4288 (671 amino acids)
Biological process (GO): antigen receptor-mediated signaling pathway; intracellular signal transduction
Cellular component (GO): plasma membrane
Molecular function (GO): transmembrane receptor protein tyrosine kinase adaptor activity
Source: RefSeq, a predicted model, not a curated record